Molecule: messenger RNA, 927 nt
Organism: Mucor velutinosus
Lineage: Eukaryota; Fungi; Mucoromycota; Mucoromycetes; Mucorales; Mucoraceae
Exons: 4
Coding region: 1-927 (308 amino acids)
Biological process (GO): lipid metabolic process
Molecular function (GO): phosphoric diester hydrolase activity
Source: RefSeq, a predicted model, not a curated record
AUGACAGAUAACACCCAGGAACCUAAAUUUGAAAUUCAUAUUCCUGAUGUGAUUGCUCAUCGCGGUUUCUCUGCUGAAAAUCCAGAAAAUACACUUAUUUCAUAUAAAAAUGCAGUGAAAGCUGGAACCACAGCAUUGGAAGGAGAUAUUCGCUUGAGUAAAGAUAAUGAGAUUGUCAUGAUGCAUGAUUUGACAAUGAACAGAACAUCUACUGGCUUGGGCCCUGUUCGGGAGCAAAAUUGGCAUGGCUACAUUGAUGGUAUUACUACAAAAACAGAGCCUCCUCAACCUAUUCCUCGAUUCAACGAUGUGCUUGAUUACCUUAUUCAACCAGAGGUUAGUGAGGACAAAAAGGGACUUUAUAUGAUUGUCGAUAUCAAGUUUGAUAAUCCCAUUGAAAUUCUGGAUGUCCUCAAGCAAUUACUGGACACUUAUACAGACACAUACCCUCAACUAUUUGAUCGGUUAAUCAUUGGCAUAUGGAAUGUGGAGUUCUUGAAAAAGGCCAAGGAACUGUUUUCCAAAUUUAAGCUUUGUUUCAUUGGACUGUCUGUCACUGCUGCUCGUGCACAUUUCAUUGAUAACGUGGACUUUCUCAGUUUACCCUUUGCCGCUCUCGCUGGACAAGAUGGCCAAUCAAUCAUUAGAGAGGCUCACACAAGACAAAAGCGUGUGUUUACAUGGACAAUCAAUGACCCUGAACAAAUGAAGACUUGUGUUCUAUGGCAGGUGGAUGGCGUAAUUGGCGACAAUGUUACUGUCAUGCUGGAAAAUGUUCAUCGUGCACCCAAAUCAUUGACCAGUAUGAGAGAAUAUCAAGAGUUUGCAGCAUCAGAUACCUACUUGGCCUCCAAACGUAGACGUGCUUACUACUAUCUCAUAACGAAGGCUAUGCAAUUAGCAAGUUGGAAGUUUAUUGGUGUUUAA